UCAGAGAAAAGAGCGGAGCCGGUGUUUGUAACUCCGAGGCCGCCUAAGAACGGCUUCCUUGGCUCUCGAAAUGCCAAGACGCCUGUCGACGCCCGCCAAUGCCGGCCCCAUUUUGAACGACGCCGGAUGGAUGGAAGGGACUGCCAGGAUUGUAGAUAAGAAUAUUUACAUUGUACAAGGUGAAAUCAAUACAGUAAUAGGAGCCAUAAAACGCAGUGCAAGAUGGAGUACUCAUGUACGUUUGGAUGAAGAGCGUGAUCCCUUAUUGCACAGCUUCAGUGUUUUGAAAGAAGUUUUGAACAAUGUAACUGAACUUUCAGCCGUUGAACCUAUUGUUUUUCUUCGACCUUUUCUGGAAGUUAUUCGAUCAGAAGAUACCACAGGCCCGAUUACUGGACUAGCUCUGACAUCAGUAAACAAAUUCCUUUCGUAUGGACUAAUAGAUUCAAAUCAUGAGGGCGCAGCUGAGGGAAUGGAAAACUUGGCAGAUGCUGUAACACAUGCCCGAUUUGUGGGCACAGAUCCUGCAAGUGAUGAGGUUGUCUUGAUGAAGAUCUUGCAGGUCUUGAGGACUCUCCUCCUCGCUCCAGUUGGAGCUCAUCUCACGAAUGAAUCUGUGUGUGAAAUAAUGCAGUCUUGCUUUCGUAUAUGCUUUGAGAUGAGGCUUAGUGAGUUAUUGAGAAAAUCUGCAGAGCACACUCUGGUCGACAUGGUACAGCUGCUCUUCACAAGAUCAUCUCAGUUUAAAGAGGAGCCUAAGAGCUAUGUGGGGACCAACAUAAGAAAGUUGAAAAUGAGAGCAGGAGGAAUGAGUGAUUCAUCAAAAUGGAAGAAGCAGAAACGAUCACUAAGAAACUCUUGCCAUGUAACUAAGGUAUCUCAAGGAAUAGAACAGUCAGCUGCCAAUGGCACAGGUGAGGUCAAUAUCACUGAUGGACCUUCUCCAAUUUCAUCUGGAAAUUCAGAAAAUGUAUCUUCUAUAGUUAGUCCUGUCAUUGACAGUGGUUUAGAGUUAUCUUCCCAAAUUCGCUCAAAGGAUGAUCUUACAGAUUUACAACUUGUCAAAUCUUUGGAAAUCAGUACAACAAUGCCCUUAAAUGAGUUUAGAGCCAGAGAGCAGUUAGAACUACAGAAUGAAUGUCCUCAGAGGGAAAAGACUCCAUCUGCUUCAGUAGAAUCUAUCCCAGAGGUUCUUGAAGAGUGUACUUCUGUAACUGAUUCUGUUUCAAUUCAUGACAUGGACUAUGUUAACCCUCGAGGUGUACGAUUUACUCAGUGUUCUCAAAAAGAGGGAACAACAUUAGUCCCUUAUGGAUUGCCCUGUAUUCGUGAAUUACUGCGUUUCCUCAUCUCUCUCACUAAUCCACAUGACCGACACAAUUCUGAGGUGAUGAUCCACAUGGGUCUACAGCUACUCACAGUUGCUCUUGAAUUGACUUGUGUUGCAAACUGCCCAUCUCUCUUAGGACUUAUAAAAGAAGAAUUAUGUCGGUAUCUCUUUCAAUUAUUGAACAUGGAGCGGCUUAAUUUAUAUUCAGCUUCCCUUAGGGUUUGCUUCCUUUUAUUUGAGAAAAUGAGAGAGCAUUUGAAAUUCCAACUGGAGAUGUAUAUCAAGAAACUGAUGGAGAUCAUCACAGUGGAAAGCCCCAAGAUGAUUUAUGAAAUGAAGGAGAUGGCCCUGGAGGCUAUAGUUCAGCUAUGGAGGAUUCCUAGCUUUGUAACUGAGCUCUACAUUAACUAUGACUGUGACUAUUACUGUGCUAAUCUUUUUGAAGACCUCAGCAAGCUGCUAUCCAAGAAUGCUUUUCCUGUUUCUGGACAACUGUACACUACUCAUUUGCUGUCACUUGAAGCAUUGUUGACAGUGACUGAUCAAAUUGAAGCACGGUGCCAAGCCAAAGUACUCAGAGGCAUAUAUCAGCAAGAAAAAGAAAUACUAAAACCAAAUACAGAAAUUGCCAAUAUCAUUAGAGGAGCAAUUACUGAAGAACUGCAAACAAAACUUAAAUCAUCCACUGCAGAAUUACCAGAGACAUGUUCAUCGAGUAAUGACUGCUUGGUGACCUCUCACUUGAAACAGCAAGACUGUCUGAAUUCAGAUAUGGAAAAUGAUACAGCAGAAAAGAUCAUCCCAAGAAAGCCUACUCGAUUUUCCUGCUUCCUACCCAGAACACAAGAACUGAUAAUGAUUAAGAAUAAAAAAAAGCUCUUGGUAAGUGGUUCAGAGCACUUCAAUCAAAAACCAAAAAAAGGAAUACAGUUUCUUCAGGAGAAAAAUCUCUUGGCUACCCCAAUGGAUAACAAUCAAGUGGCCAAGUGGCUGAGAGAAAAUCCUAAACUGGACAAGAAAAUGAUUGGGGAAUUUGUGAGUGAUCGAAAAAAUGUUGAUUUGCUGGAUAGUUUUGUCAGGACUUUCCAUUUCCAGGGUUUACGACUAGAUGAAGCUUUACGACUCUACCUAGAAGCCUUUCGUUUGCCAGGAGAAGCUCCUGUGAUUCACAGGCUAUUGGAAGCCUUUACAGAACAUUGGCAUAAAUCAAAUGGGACUCCAUUUGCUAACAGUGAUGCCUGUUUUGCUCUAGCCUAUGCAGUUAUUAUGCUGAACACUGAUCAGCACAAUCAUAAUGUUCGCAAGCAGAAUGUACCUAUGACAUUAGAGGAAUUCCGAAAAAAUCUGAAAGGAGUAAAUGGUGGCAAAGAUUUUGACCAAGAGAUGUUAGAAGAUAUAUAUUAUGCUAUCAAAAAUGAAGAGAUCGUGAUGCCCGAUGAGCAGACAGGUUUAGUAAAAGAAAACUAUGUAUGGAGUGUGUUGUUGCAUCGUGGAGCUACUGAAGAAGGAGUCUUUCUGCAUGUUCCAUCUGGCAGCUAUGAUCAUGACCUCUUUGCCAUGACCUGGGGACCUACUGUUGCAGCUCUUUCCUAUGUUUUUGACAAGAGCUUAGAUGAAACAGUCAUCCACAAGUCUAUUUCUGGUUUCAGAAAAUGUGCCAUGAUCUCUGCUCAUUAUGGCCUCAGUGAUGUUUUUGACAACCUCAUAAUUUCUCUCUGUAAAUUCACAGCCCUAAGCAGUGAGUCAAUUGAGAAUUUGCCAACAGUUUUUGGAAGCAAUCCAAAAGCCCACAUUGCAGCAAAGACGGUGUUCCACUUGGCUCAUCGACAUGGUGAUAUUUUACGAGAGGGCUGGAAAAACAUAAUGGAGGCAAUGUUGCAACUUUUCAGAGCAGAAUUAUUGCCAAAAGCCAUGGUGGAGGUUGAAGAUUUUGUAGAUCCCAAUGGCAAGAUCUGUCUUCAGCGAGAGGAAACACCUUCUAAUCGUGGUGAGUCUACAGUGCUCAUUUUUGUUAACUGGCUGACACUCAGUGGCACAGAACAAUCUGGUAUGAGAGGACCAUCCACAGAGAAUCAGGAAGCAAAGAAAAUGGCCCUGGAAUGUAUAAAGCAAUGUGAUCCAGAGAAGUUAAUCACUGAGAGCAAGUUUCUGCAACUUGACUCCCUGCAGGAAUUAAUGAAGGCUCUCAUAUCUGUGUCUCCUGAUGAGGAAACUUAUGAUGAAGAAGACUGUGCUUUCUGUUUGGAGAUGCUUUUGAGGAUUGUGCUGGAAAAUAGGGAUCGUGUGACUUUUGUUUGGCAGGCAAUGCGAGAUCAUCUUUACCAUUUAUGUAUUAAUGCUAUGGAAUACUGUUGUUUAGUGGAAAGAGCAGUAGUAGGUCUAUUGAGACUGGCAAUCCGACUUCUGCGCAGAGAAGAAAUAAGUGCCCAGGUGUUGCUCUCCUUGCGAAUCUUGCUCAUGAUGAAACCCAGCAUGUUAAACAGGGCAAGUCAUCAGAUUGCAUUUGGCCUUCAUGAGCUUCUCAAGACUAAUGCUGCCAAUAUUCACUCUGGAGAAGACUGGUACACACUCUUUACUCUCUUGGAAUGCAUUGGUUCUGGGGUGAAACCACCCCCAGCGCUGCAACCUACAAGAACAGAGAAUGAUACAGGAGCUCAAUCAGACAGUGAGAUCUCCUACCAUCCAAAUGAAACCAGCCUAGAUCGUGGCUACACUUCUGAUUCAGAGGUAUAUGCAGAUCACAGCAAGCAAGGUAAAUUGCAUCGUUCUGUCACUGAUGUAGAUGUGGUGAACAGUGGCUGGCUUGUGGUUGGGAAAGAUGACAUUGAUAAUUCAACCAUGGCUGGACUUUCCAGACUAGGCAAUUCUCCCCUUGUGAAUCAGUAUAGUCUGACUGUGGGAAUGGACCUGGGUCCUCAUAAUACCAAAUCUCUCAUGAAGUGUGUUGAGUCCUUAUCUUUUAUUGUGAGAGAUGCAGCUCAUGUAACCCCUGAGAACUUUGAGCUGUGCGUCAAAACAAUCCGCAUCUUUGUGGAAGCCAGUCUAAAUGGAGGAUGUAAAUCCCAGGAGAAAAGAGGAAAAAAUCAUAAAUAUGAUUCCAAAUCAGCACGGUUUAAGAAGAAAGCAAAGGAAAACUCUCUGAGACAUUUUAAAAUUUCCAGCCAACAUCAGCAUCGUUCCACUAGUGAAGAUGAGGAUGAGGAUGAGAGUGUCCCUGCCAGCUAUCAUACUGUAUCUUUACAGGUUAGUCAAGACCUGUUGGAUCUAAUGCAUACCCUUCAUACACGAGCUGCUACCAUCUACAGUUCUUGGGCGGAAGAGCAGCAGCAUCUGCAAACUCCAGAGAAGAAAAUAGAAGCAAAUUCUCGAGCAUUAUGGCUCAAUUGUUGGUGCCCAUUGUUGCAAGGCAUUGCUUGUUUGUGUUAUGAUGCAAGACGACAAGUACGGAUGCAGGCACUGACCUACCUGCAGCGGGCUCUUCUUGUGCAUGAUUUACAAGCUCUCGAUGCUUUGGAAUGGGAAUCCUGUUUCAAUAAGGUUCUGUUUCCUUUGUUGACCAAACUUCUGGAAAAUAUUAGCCCAGCAGAUAUUGGAGGGAUGGAAGAGACCAGAAUGAGAGCUUCAACUCUACUCUCCAAGGUCUUCUUGCAACAUUUGUCCCCACUCCUCUCUCUCCCAACAUUUGCUGCUUUAUGGCUGACAAUAUUGGAUUUCAUGGAUAAAUACAUGCACGCUGGCUCCAGUGACUUGUUGCCAGAAGCCAUCCCUGAAUCACUGAAGAAUAUGCUGCUAGUAAUGGACACAGCUGGGAUAUUCCAUAAUGCUGAUUCACGAACAGGCUACUCAGAUCUAUGGGAAAUCACCUGGGAGCGCAUAGACUGCUUUUUGCCAAAACUACGAGAUGAACUCUUCAAACAGACAGUCAUCCAAGACCCAGUUUCUACCUUACCAGUAGAAGUACAUUCUCCAAAACCAUCAAUAUCUGCUCAGACCCAUUCCUCUGAAGAGGAUUCCAGACCAUCUACUCAUUCAGUAUCAUCUGAGAAGUUUCCAGAACUACCAGCCAGUGAUUCUGAGAAUGCCUGCAUUUCCAGUCACUUUGGAUCACAUUUUGCCUCUCCAGCAACACCUGGAAAGAUGAACCUGGCUACAGAUAUUCCUCCAGCAGUGGCACAGCAGCCUCUUAUUCUUCAACCACUAGCUUCCCCCUUACAAGUGGGAGUGCCACCUUUGUCUCUGCCUAUAAUUCUGAACCCAGCUCUCAUAGAGGCAACCUCCCCUGUACCUCUUUUGGCUACCCAGCAGUCUACUGACUCCAUCACAAUUUCUGAAAUAAAUUAAAG
This is a messenger RNA of Notechis scutatus (mainland tiger snake), 5673 nucleotides long. It is a transcript of the gene GBF1, whose product is annotated as golgi brefeldin A resistant guanine nucleotide exchange factor 1. The record is from RefSeq and is a predicted model, not a curated record. Gene Ontology annotation, molecular function: guanyl-nucleotide exchange factor activity. NCBI's taxonomy places the organism in Eukaryota, Metazoa, Chordata, Lepidosauria, Squamata, Elapidae. Gene Ontology annotation, biological process: regulation of ARF protein signal transduction.